Messenger RNA from Aspergillus piperis CBS 112811, 2229 nucleotides. RefSeq names its product putative NAD+ kinase Utr1. Gene Ontology annotation, molecular function: NAD+ kinase activity. Gene Ontology annotation, biological process: NAD+ metabolic process; NADP+ biosynthetic process. Lineage: Eukaryota; Fungi; Ascomycota; Eurotiomycetes; Eurotiales; Aspergillaceae. The transcript is spliced from 2 exons. The coding region runs from base 189 to 2171 and encodes 660 amino acids. The record is from RefSeq and is a predicted model, not a curated record.
CCGAGUUCGUUACUUCCCAUUAUUAUUAUUAUUUUCCCCCCCGGCGUUUUUCCAUUCCGUCUCCAGCAUAUUCCAUCAUUACCUAUCGAAGCCCUUUUUUUAUUUCGAAAUUCUCUCUUCUGUGUUCCCGUCUGACUGAACCAACCAGCUCCUGCAUCACACAAUCUGUCAUAUUUCUAUAUCUGUCCAUGGCGUCCUCCCCGCUUGACCAUGGCUCGAUGAACCACCCUUCUUCCUCGUCCGCAACUGGCCCUCUGCCGUCCUCCUCAACAUCAUUGCCCUCAUCACCACCACCGCCCUCCUCCGCGGCCCCACCACUAUCAGUUCCUCCGGUGCGCCCUCCUCCUCCUCAUCGCUCGGCCACUGUGGGAGCGUCGCUCCUCCGCGACUAUGCCUCGCACAUAGAUCCCUCUCACACUACAAACGAUAUCCACACGGCCGACUCGGCUCCCGGGACUCCCAAUUUGGGUCCCAGCACUGGCACUCUCCAGAAACCUGAUCAUCCUCGUGAGGGCGCCGCUGUUCCCGCUUUCACGACGUCCUUCCUGCCACGCCGGCAGACGGCCUCUCUAGCGGGCCAUCAUCGGAACGCGUUAUCUAACGAUUCAAUCCCUCGCCAAACCCUUCUCAAAGCUCUCGCAUCACGACCAUCCAUGUGCAACCACCAAAGUCCAAAUAUGCCGCUGGCGGCCUCUUUGGGGCUUCUCAACACGAACCCUACCUCGUCGGAAGAAACGGAGCGCACCUCCAGCAAUUCGUCGUCACAGAUGCUCUCAGCAGCUCUCUCCAAUAUUCAGUUAGGGACCUACCUGGACCGUUCUCCUGCGACAGCACGGUUGGUCAUGCAAUCACCAUGCUUCUUCCACCAGCGUUUCGAUGACGCCGUAAAUAUUCAGAAAGUAUUGGAAGAGAUUGCGGAUGAUGAGUGGCUAUCGCACUCCCGUCUGGUACAGACAGCGACAGGCGUCCGAGAGGUGUCGAAACAAUUGCAGCGAAGACCAAUCAAACGCGCUGUCAAGAAUGUUAUGAUCGUCACCAAGGCGCGGGAUAACAGUCUGGUGCAUCUGACCCGCGAAUUGGCGGAGUGGCUUCUCUCCACCCCUCGCUACGGCAACGAUCUGGGUGUGAAUGUCUACGUAGACGCUAAACUUCGCAACUCACGAAGAUUCAAUGCCCAGGGGCUUCUGGACAAGGAGCCCCGAUUCGAGGAGAUGUUACACUACUGGACCCCGGAUCUCUGCUGGACAGCCCCCGAGAAAUUCGAUUUGGUCCUCACGUUAGGAGGGGACGGGACCGUGCUUUUCACAUCCUGGCUCUUCCAACGCAUUGUCCCACCGGUCCUCUGCUUUUCCCUGGGGAGCUUAGGGUUCCUGACGAACUUCGAAUUUGAGAAUUACAAGUCUCACUUGAAUGCAGUCAUGGGUGAUGUAGGUAUGCGAGUGAACUUGCGGAUGCGCUUCACCUGCACGGUCUUCCGUAAAGACCGCAGCAAGGGCGCCGAGGCGGGUGCUGUGGAGGAAGGGGAACAGUUCGAGGUGUUGAACGAGCUCGUGAUUGAUCGCGGGCCAUCACCAUACGUGUCAAACCUCGAACUGUACGCAGAUAAUGAUCUGCUCACCGUGGUACAAGCGGACGGGUGCAUUUUCUCUACUCCUACCGGUUCCACGGCAUACUCUCUUUCCGCUGGCGGUUCCUUGAUUCACCCUUCUAUUCCCGGCAUUCUUCUGACCCCCAUCUGCCCCCAUACACUUUCCUUCCGUCCCAUGGUUCUCUCCGAUACGCUGCUCCUUCGUAUUGCCGUUCCUGCCGGGUCCCGGUCGACCGCGUACUGCUCGUUCGAUGGGAAGGGUCGUGUGGAACUCCGCCAAGGCGACUAUGUUACCGUCGAAGCAAGUCAAUACCCCUUCCCGACCGUCGUAGCGGGCGGCGGAGAGUGGUUCCAGAGCGUUCAGCGAGCACUGCGAUGGAAUACACGCGGUGCCGUGCAAAAGAGCUGGCACAGCGCUUCGGAUGCCGGCCUCGAAGCCACUGAGGAUGACGAAGACACGGAGUGGGACAUCGAUACCGAUGCCGGGUUAACUGGCACGGACAGUGGCUUGGGGGUGAGUGAGGAUGGCGAUGCCGGAUCGAACAGUCCUCUGAAGCGGCAAAUGAGCAUGUUCAGCACCUAAGCCGAUCAUUGUCUCAGAUGCUGUCCUCCCCAUUCUCACCACCCCAUUCUUCUGGGGU